Molecule: messenger RNA, 727 nt
Organism: Hevea brasiliensis (rubber tree)
Lineage: Eukaryota; Viridiplantae; Streptophyta; Magnoliopsida; Malpighiales; Euphorbiaceae
Product: V-type proton ATPase subunit e1
Exons: 3
Coding region: 226-438 (70 amino acids)
Biological process (GO): proton transmembrane transport
Cellular component (GO): proton-transporting V-type ATPase, V0 domain
Molecular function (GO): proton-transporting ATPase activity, rotational mechanism
Source: RefSeq, a predicted model, not a curated record
AUUCCAAGCAAGGUCCCUUUAUUGUCCUUUUCUCCUGCAGUUUCUCGCCAACCAAACAGAUUGUCUUUUUUGAUCGUUCCUUUUGGCCAAUUUUGUUUUCCUUCCUUUGCGAUCCAACAUCUUUUUUGUUUUUUUUGUAUUUGUUUGUUGAAUCUUGAUAAAUUAAACCCCACCCUUCUUUUUUCUAUUCAUUGCAGAAAUCUGAGAUCGAAUUAGGAAAUCGAGAUGGGGUUUUUGGUAAUAACUUUAAUUUUUGUAGUGAUCGGAAUAAUCGCGUCGCUCUGUACCAGAAUCUGUUGCAAUAGAGGCCCCUCUGCUAAUUUGUUCCAUUUGACAUUGGUUAUAACAGCAACAGUCUGUUGUUGGAUGAUGUGGGCUAUUGUAUAUCUUGCACAGAUGAAACCACUUAUUGUUCCAAUUUUAAAUGAAGGAGAGUGAAGUUGUUCCCGGAAAAGCAUAGUAGGACCAUAUCGAUAAAGCAGGAAAUGUCUCGUGCAUUGGUUGCCAGAGAAUAUCUAAGUAGGACUUAUGGAUGAUUCAAUAUCUUCUCAUUUUGGGUCUUUUGUGUAAUAUUUAUCAGUGUGAACUUUGAAUUGAUUUUAGUUUGGUGGUUCACUUUACCUGCUUUUGUUGACCUCUCAUUCAAAUUUUAAUACAUUGAGCAGUGAGAGCACAAAUAUGUAAUUGGAUUUGCAGAAGAAUAUAUUGAUUUUAGUCUUAUGAAGAA